GGAAGACAGGAAAAUCAACGAAGUUGGGAAAUAUUGAAUCAGGUUCCCACGCCAAGGUCGGUGACAUCGGCCUGGGCCUAUCUACGUUCCAUUACCAGCUUAUACCUCACAGAUCUCAGAUCUGGAUCCCAAUAGCAGAGAAACUAACUUCGCGAGUCAACUUAAAGCACCCGGAUUCGCUGUAUAUUCUAUAGUUCUAUAACUCUUACCCAUCAUGGCUCCUCACGACGAUCUAGGUAUUCUACCGCCUGCCCUCAAGCCGGGCGAUACAAUCGCUCUCCUUUCCCCUUCCUCCCGCCUCAAUGACAUCUUUCCUCUUAGAUUAUUGCGCGCCACUACCGCUCUAGAGUCCCUAGGCUUCGCCGUCAAAACAAUCUACACCCCAAUCUCAUCAGCGGCCUCUCAUCACCAACAAAUCCAGCACCGAGUCGCAGAAUUGCACUCCGCCUUCUCUAAUCCUCAAGUGACAGCAAUAAUGUGUACCAUAGGCGGGCUCUCAUGCAACGAAUUAUUGCCGUUUAUUGAUUGGGAAUUAAUUGGAAAGAACCCGAAGAUCUUCGUCGGAUACUCUGAUAUCACAUUACUGCAUCUAGCGAUUGCUAAAAUGACCGGUCUGCGAACGUUCUACGGGCCCGCAGCAAUCACCCAAUUCGGAGAAUUCCCUAAACCGUUAGAUUUUACAGUCCGGCAUUUCUUGCAUGUCUUGAUGCCUAGGAUUGAGAAUAAAGUCGGGAAUAUGCCAACAAGCUCCCACUUCACCGACGAAUUCGGCGACUGGGGAAACGAAUCUUCAAGCCCGAAAGCUCGCACCCUACAAUCAAACACCGGCUGGAAAUGGUUGAGGAAAGGGAAAUCUGAAGGAAGAAUGACGGGUGGUUGUCUACCGAGUUUGCUGCAAUUGGCUGGGACGAAGUGCUGGCCUGAGAUGGAGGGGAAGAUUCUUCUGUUGGAGAAUCCCGAAGGGGAGAGACCGGAUGGACCGUUGCCGAUGGAAAAGACGAGGUCGUUGAUGGGGGAUUUGGGGAAUUUGGGUGUGUUUGAGCAGAUUGUUGGAUUGGUGAUUGGGAGACCGACUGGGUAUGCUGGAGAGGAGUUGAGACGUUAUGAGAAGAUGGUGCUUGAUAUGUGUUCUGGUAUGGCGCUGGAGGGUGUGAAGAAGGGGGAGGAAAGGGGAUUUCCGGUUUUGGCAGGCGUCGAUGUUGGGCAUACGGAUCCGUUGUUGACGGUUCCGUUAGGGGCGUUGAUGAGGUUGGAUUCUGGGCGGAAUUUGUGGGAGAUUUUGGAGCCUGGAGUGAUGUAAUGAGGAGUGAUGAAUUUGUGUGAGGGUUUAGGAUUUGAUGGCUCCAGUCCCUCUCAUACGGCCGUCCUAUUUUGAUAUCAGCUGAGCGCCUUUCUGCAG
Hyaloscypha bicolor E is the source of this 1399-nucleotide messenger RNA. Its product is annotated as peptidase S66, LD-carboxypeptidase A. The transcript has a single exon. The record is from RefSeq and is a predicted model, not a curated record. The coding region runs from base 215 to 1300 and encodes 361 amino acids. Lineage: Eukaryota; Fungi; Ascomycota; Leotiomycetes; Helotiales; Hyaloscyphaceae.